AUGCCGUUCGCCCAGCAGGGCGGGUCGACGGGCGUCAACUUUGCGUCGCAGGGUGCCGACACGGCGUUGCACUUCUUCACGGACCCAAACUUCGACUUCCAGAAGGAGGGCCAAAAGUACCAGCAGCUGAGCGGCGAGACGGGGAACGCCUUUGGCGGGCUCUGGCAGGACUUCAUGAACAUGGGCAUCCACACGGGCAUCGCCUAUGCCGGCGCGGGCGCCGACACGGCGACCGAGUGGGGCAAUGGCAAGGGCGACGGCGCCGCGACGGCCAACAAGUUCGGCGCGCUCAGCCAGACAACGGGCAACAACUUCAAUACGCUGACUUCAUGA
Messenger RNA from Emiliania huxleyi CCMP1516, 333 nucleotides. RefSeq lists its product as hypothetical. The record is from RefSeq and is a predicted model, not a curated record. NCBI's taxonomy places the organism in Eukaryota, Haptophyta, Isochrysidales, Noelaerhabdaceae. Bases 1 to 333 code for a protein of 110 amino acids. The transcript has 4 exons.